Messenger RNA from Fusarium poae, 4968 nucleotides. RefSeq lists its product as uncharacterized. The record is from RefSeq and is a predicted model, not a curated record. Gene Ontology annotation, molecular function: catalytic activity; protein binding. Gene Ontology annotation, biological process: nucleoside metabolic process. The coding region runs from base 1 to 4968 and encodes 1655 amino acids. Lineage: Eukaryota; Fungi; Ascomycota; Sordariomycetes; Hypocreales; Nectriaceae. The transcript is spliced from 3 exons.
AUGGCACCAACAACACGAGACACUGUUGCAACUGGGCAGAAGAGGAGGAUUGAGGUUGACCUCACGGAAGCUCCAGUGAAUAACAAAAGAGGCCGCGACGCCACGACACGCGACGCUGCGACACGCGAUGACUACACUAUUGGGUGGAUCUGCGCGCUGCCAAAGGAGCUGACUGCGGCAAUCGCGAUGCUAGAUCAGCAGCACCCAACUCUCCCUAUUCCAUCAGAGGACAAUAAUGCAUACACCCUAGGAUGUAUUGGAGAGCACAACAUUGUCAUUGCUUACUUGCCCAAAGGUAUAACCGGAAAUGUCGCCAUCGCAACUAUGGCUAGUCAUAUGGCGAACUCCUUUCCAUCUAUCAAACUGGUUCUGAUGGUUGGUAUCGGGAGUGGCAUUCCAUCUAACAAGGUUCGACUUGGCGAUGUUGUGGUUGGUACAUCCAUUGGAAUGCAUCCUGGCGUUGUGAAGUGGCAGACUGGCAAGGUCGAUGGGGAGGAUAACUUUGAGCGUACUGGUGCACUCAAUAAUCCUCCUCAUGCCGUACUCACCGCAUUGACGCGUCUGGAAGCCCAACAGAACCUGGCUGGAACAAAAAUCCCAAGCUAUCUCGAAGAAUUGAAGCAGAAAUGGCCAAAUAUCGCCUCGACGUUCUUGAGACAUGACUCACUCAAAGACCUAUUAUUCAAAUCAACAUACAACCACGUCGUAGACUGUAUUACAGACUCUGCAGAUGAAAAAGAUGAGGAUGAGGAUGACGAGCACCAGGGCUGUCGACUCUGUGACAGGACCAUGACGGUCAAGAGGAAGCCCAGAGAUAUGCUUGUCCAUUAUGGCCUCAUUGCAUCCGGUGACACGUUGAUCACAGACGCCACCUCCCGGAACAAGCUCAACAAAGACCUCGGUGGCAAAGUGCUCUGCCUCGAGAAGGAAGCCUCCGGGCUGAAGAACAAUUUCCCAUGCCUUGUUGUGCGAGGGAUCUGCGACUAUGCAGAUUCACACAAGAACAAAGACUGGCAAGAACAUGGAUGCAUUGUGGCCGCGGCAUUUGCAAAAGAACUCUUGCAAUAUGUUCAUGCUAGCGACGUGGCGAAGGAGCGAUCGGUGAAAGACGUACAUCAAACUGUCACCGAGGCCAGUUCUGGACAGAAACAAGACACAGCCACCUCCGAUCUCGAUUGGAUCGUGAAAGCUGAUUACAAGACGGACCAGAGUCGAAGUCUCAGUCUUCGACAACCUGGGACUGGUCAAUGGUUUCUUGACACUACCGAAUUUCAGAACUGGGUCUCUGCUCCCGAACAGACACUAUUGUGCCUGGGCAUUCCAGGUGCUGGCAAAACAAUCUUGACAUCGAUUGUUAUAGAUUACCUCAAGUCAAAGAUUCAAAACGAUCGUAGCAUUGGUCUGGCCUACUUUUAUUGUAACUCUAAUCGAUACGACAAACAGACCCUUUAUCAUGUUAUUGCGAGUCUCUUCAGGCAGCUUGCUGAGAAUAUUUCUUAUAGCAAAAAAAGGGCUGUUAGUGAACAUUCGCGGGUCUAUGUUGUCAUUGAUGGUUUGAACGAAUAUGGUGAGACCGAGAGUUCACGAGAGUCCUUUCUUAAGCUGCUGGCUCAGCUUCAACACCAGAACCAAAUCAGUGUUUUUCUGACCUCCCGAUUUGACUACGGGAUUAGAUCUGAGGUGGGAAGGGCUUUCGAUAACACGGCAGAGACAGAAAUUGGGGCAGCACGAGACGAUAUAGAAAGGUUUGUGGAGGCCAAGAUGAACACGUUGUCUCUUGCUGUCCGAGACAACACAGACCUGCAGAAGGAUAUCAAAGAAGGAAUCACAAAUUGUGUAGAUGGAAUGUUUCUCUUGGCCCCUGUCUUCUUCAACUUGCUAGUCCAGCAAAAUUCGGAGACUGAGAUCAGAGACCAAUUGAAGGCUUUCACAUACAUCGAUUGCCGUGGUCAAGAUGGGCAAGUUAGGGCACUCACAAAAGCCUUCAAACAAACAAUGGACCGGAUCGAGCAACAGGAACCGGAACAAGUGUCUCUUGCUAAGCAGGUCAUAGCAUGGCUUGCCUAUGCUAAGAGAGAGCUUACAGUGACAGAACUACAACACGCUCUUGCGACUAGUUCAUUACGACGCCAUGUUUGCGAGUCAGACUUGCCCUCUGACGCGACAUUGGGGGCUGCUUGUGCUGGCCUAGUCAUUAUUGACGAAGCGAGGAAGACGAUUGGGCUUGUUCACCAAACGGCGCAAGAGUACUUCAGAAACAAUAACGAAACGUUGGUUCCAAUGACCGAACAGGAUGUCGCUAGAACAUGCAUCGCUUAUCUCACAUUCAACGAGGUCAAAGGGAAAUACUUCGACCACUCGAAAUUUGAAGAGGCACUGAAACCUUGCCCUCUUUAUCAUUACGCAGCCAAUAAUUGGUGGCGCCAUGCUCUUGAAUCAUGCAUCUCAGGCGACGAGCUCAUGACUUCUAUCAAUAGCAACCCUACUUUUAUGACCUCGGUUGAUACCCUCUUCAUUACCGACUAUUCGCGAAGGAAGGGCUACGACACGAUCGGACUUCUUCCUUCAUCAUUCAGUGCGCUCCAUUUAGCAGCAUAUUGUGGACUAGAGGAUCUUGUCCGGAGACUUCUCCAAACCGGCCAUGAAGUUGAUCCAAUUGACAGUUCCAAGAGGACACCAUUAUCCUAUGCCGCCAAACGUGGACACCAAGGUACAACUCAAAUAUUACUCGACAGCAAGGCUGACCCGAAUCGAAGCUCCACCAAUCGCCGUUCAGAACCACGGACCCCAGUGUCAUUCGCAGCAAAGUACGGACAUGAAAGCGUGGUUCGGCUGUUGAUUGCAAAGGGAGCUUCUGUCACAAACUUCGACCUUUUGCGAGCCGCCCGUGGCGGGCAUGAGCCCGUUGUACGCCUACUUACAGAAAAGGGUCUUUGUGUCAAUUACAAGCACCAGCCUCUCCCAGGCUUCAGUGCGUCCUUUCACACGAAAUACGACGGGAAAACAGCAAUUUCUCUUGCCGCACAAAAAGGGCACGAAGCUGUUGUUCAGUAUUUGCUACAAAAUGGUGCUGAUCUCGGUCACGAAGGUCUUCUGGAGAUAACUCCGCUAUCAUUCGCCGCUAGUAGUGGAAACUUGACUGUUGUCAAGUUGAUACUUGACGCUGCAACACAUCUGCUGAAUUUGGUGGAUAUAGGUGCACAAACACCACUGUGCUAUGCUGCACGUUACGGACACAAUACUGUCGUACGUUUAUUACUUGAACACGGUGCCGAUAAGGAUAUAAAUUUCGAGAACAUCGAAGCAGAGGUUAAUGAUGGUACUCGAAGUGCUUACGAGUGUAACAUGGGUGGAAGAUCACCCUUAUCCUAUGCUGCGGAGAAUGGCCACACAUCAGUUGUCAAGAUGCUGUUGGCUCAAGGGGCUGAUCCCGAAUCGCAAUCAUCAGAGAUUAAUUAUUGGCACUAUGGAAGAACACCUUUAUCAUUUGCGGCGUUACAUGGACACGAAGCAGUCGUCAAGUUGCUGUUGGAUGAGAAUGUCUGUUUGGACACCCCAGCGAAAUCUGUACCGUACAUGGGAGGCACAGCUCUUUCAUCAGCAGCAACUAAUGGUCACGAUUCAAUUGUUGCGUUGCUAUUACAAGCAGGUUCGAAUCCAGAGCCCCCCCAAGCGAUCGGAAAUACCGACGCCGCCCCGUUUUCCUUGGCAGCGUCUGGUGGACAUGCGGCGGUCGAGAAGAUGUUGCUUGACGUUGGUGUUACUCAAAUAGACAUGCCAGAUUCUGAAGGAAGGACGCCAUUGUCUCAUAUGGCACAGAAUGGACACGAUGAGAAUAUCCGCUUACUCCUCCAGAAAGGGGUCAACGUUAACUAUCAUGGUACUGAAGAAGAUGACUUAACGCCGUUGUCAUUUGCUGCUGCAAGUGGACAUGCAUCUAUUGUUCAGCUGCUCCUCGCACACGGGGCCAACCCGGACGAUAGGUGCACCACAGGAGGGCGUAUCAUCGGAAUGGGGACUUUAAUAUUUUCGGGAGGAAUGACUCCUUUGUCAUUUGCCGUGUCGAAUGGGCACGAACUCGUUGUGCGGAUUCUACUCGAGCAAGACAAUGUUAAUCCCGAUGAUAGGGAUGACGACAAUCGAACUCUUCUUGCUCGCGCUAUUGAGAAUGGACACGAAGCCAUCGUUCGAUUGCUUCUCGAGAAGGGAGCGGAUCUGGAGGCUACGUUCUGUAUAAAUGAUUGGAAACCGGAGGGAACGGACGAAACGGACGUAACGGACGUAACGCCCUUGAUGGCAGCAGCUGUCUACGACAGACUGGAGAUUACUGGAAUACUGAUAUACAGAGGAGCUCGUCUCGACUGUCAGGAUUCUUCAAAUUAUACGGCAUUAUGUUGUGCUGUCCAAAAUAACAGCAUUGGCAUCGUCCUCCUGUUAUUGAAUAGCGGAGCUGCCAUAAAACCCAAACACGGUGGGCCCACACCACUGUCAUUGACAACCGAUACAGAGAUGGCCGAACUGCUGAUUCGUUACGGAGACGAUGUGAACUUCAAAGAUUCUAGAGGCCGGACACCAUUAUCCAACGCCGUCAAGAACGAAAAUCUUUGUCACCUGUUGAUCAAAAACGGGGCUGAUGUCGAUACUCAGGAUCAUGAGGGUCGAACACCGCUAUUGAUAGCAUGUCUUGAGGGUGAGGAAAGGGUUGCCACUCUCUUGGCUAGCAGGGGGGCAAACGUCAAUUCCAAGGAUCAUAGAGGCAGAACACCAUUGAUAGAAGCGGCUCAUAGUGGUAUGGAAGAUGUCGUCCGUCUCUUGUUGAGGAAGGGAGCAGAUCUUAAUGCUAAGGAUGAUGAUGGGAAUACAGCUCUGUCAGAAGGAAACGAAUAUCCUGGGGUCAUGAACGUCUUAUCGGAAGGGAGUGGACAAAAUGCAGAAGUUAGGGUUACAGGCAGAAGUAGGAGGCAUUGA